This is a messenger RNA of Entelurus aequoreus (snake pipefish), 6081 nucleotides long. Its product is annotated as liprin-alpha-1-like. Bases 980 to 4714 code for a protein of 1244 amino acids. Lineage: Eukaryota; Metazoa; Chordata; Actinopteri; Syngnathiformes; Syngnathidae. The transcript has 31 exons. The record is from RefSeq and is a predicted model, not a curated record. Gene Ontology annotation, cellular component: presynaptic active zone. Gene Ontology annotation, molecular function: protein binding. Gene Ontology annotation, biological process: synapse organization.
ACCAGGCUAAUGAAACGAGCUAGCGACCGGAGCAAACCAUUGGCUCUCCCGACUGCCCAAGCUGGCAGGCUGUGGCGUCAGGGAAAGACCGGACUAGCGGACCUUAAAUGUGGAAAUACCGAAAGAUCAAAAGCUAAAAGACAGGAAAUUCGACAAAUGUGGUAUAUUCCACAACUGGAUUGUCCAACUCGACGAAAACCUAACUAACGGGCAACGCUGUCGGGGAGUAAAAGAGUUGAGCUAGGAUGUGGUGACGCGACUCCUCCGAAUCGACCGCAAGCUAAUGUUAGCUAAUGCGCUAACGUUACUUGACAGACUCAUCGUUUUGGUCAAGCUUCAAAGUCUUACUUUUAACUUGUGUCUUUUUUUAUUUGUUUUCACUUUGGAAAAUGUCUGGCAGAUGGACUUAAGGCAUUUUGACAUUUUGUCCACUUUUAUACAAAGUGCAGUUCGAGCUAAGUCAACUCGGUGUCGUUAGCAAAUUAGCAAGCGUUAGCCACCUAGCUGCUGGCUAGUAGCUAACGCCGGCUAACUGUUGACUCCAAACCGAUUUAAAGCAAAAGACUUUUGCUUUAAAUUAGCCAAAGGCUAGCAGUCUUAUCGCUGUUUCCACGUCGCCGUAUCAUAGCUAACUACUUAUUUUAAGCAAUUUAGCCUUUAGAAAUAUAUGUAUUCUAAAAGUAGCUGAUUUUCUAUGAAGUAAAGAAAACACUUUGAAGUCCAGAUAUGCAACCAUCGAAUCACAAGUUCACUUGCCUAAUGCUAGCUAGCUAUCGCUGAGUUAGCCGGCCGAAGCUGGAAUCGGUUUACUUUAAGGCCUUGUCUGCAGUUGAAUAUACAUCAAAAGCCUUAAUAUAUUACACUGUCUUAGGGAACUGUAGAGUUGAAUGUCUCCGUAUAUGUGAUAAUCUGUCGGUGCUCUUAUUGGAGAACCUGGACUUCGUUGACCAGCCUGUGGAGAGAUAGAAGAUUUGUCAAGAUGAUGUGUGAAGUGAUGCCCACGAUCAGUGAGACAGAAGGGCCGAGUGGGGGAGGUGGCGCUGGCCGUCAAGCCUCCGGCUCCCCACUACAGUCAGACUCUGAAGGUCAUUUUGAGUCUCUGAUGGUGUCCAUGUUGGAGGAGAGGGAUCGUCUUCUGGAGACUCUGAGAGAAACUCAAGAAACUCUGGGCUUGGCUCAGGGUAAACUGCAUGAAGUCAGUCAUGAAAGGGACUCUCUUCAGAGACAACUCAACUCUGCUUUACCUCAAGAGUUUGCAGCGCUGACAAAGGAGGUGAACAUGUGCCGCGAACAACUUCUGGAAAAGGAGGAGGAGAUUGCAGAACUUAAAGCGGAGAGAAACAACACACGGCUCCUCUUGGAGCACUUGGAGUGCCUGGUUUCUCGUCAUGAGCGUAGUCUGAGGAUGACUGUAGUAAAACGACAAGCUCAGUCUCCAGCAGGGGUCUCAAGUGAAGUGGAAGUCCUCAAAGCCCUUAAGUCACUUUUUGAACACCACAAAGCCCUUGAUGAGAAGGUAAGGGAGAGACUGCGCGUUGCUUUGGAAAGAUGCAGUGCUUUGGAGGAACAGCUUACAAUGUCGCACAAAGAAUUGGCUUACCUCAGGGAGCAGAGCUUCCAUAAGAGAGGAUUGGCAGAUGGAACCAGUGAGGUCAACCACAACUCUGAAAAUGCACCAAGCACGAAUGGAAAGCGAUCAUCAGAUGGCUCUCUUAGUCAGGAGGAUGAAUUGGGCCUUGGUUUCGGCAAGGUUGGGGAACUCCAAGAGGUGGUGGACCGUCAGACAGCUGACCUGGGCCAGAUGAAAGAACGCAUGGCUUCAAUGGCAUCCCGAAUCAAUGAGCUGGAGGAAGAUCUGGACACUGCCAGAAAAGACCUCAUCAAGUCUGAAGACAUGAACACACGACUACAAAGAGACCUAAGAGAAUCAUUGGCUCAGAAGGAGGAUAUGGAAGAGAGGAUCACUACUCUAGAGAAGCGCUACCUGGCAGCUCAGCGGGAGGCUACCUCUGUUCACGACUUGAAUGACAAGCUGGAGAAUGAAGUAGCUAACAAAGAGUCCCUCUUUAGACAAACUGAAGACCGAAACCGGCAGAUGCAAGAGAAACUAGAGCUAGCUGAGCAAAAGCUGCAGCAGACUAUCCGCAAAGCAGAGACGCUGCCUGAGGUGGAGGCUGAGCUAGCACAAAGGGUAGCUGCCCUCACGAAGGCAGAGGAACGUCAUGGCAAUGUGGAGGAAAGACUGAAGCAGUUAGAGGCCCAGUUGGAGGAGAAAAACCAAGAACUUCUCAGGGCGAGGCAGAGGGAGAAGAUGAAUGAGGAGCACAACAAGCGUCUCUCUGAAACAGUGGACAAGCUCCUGUCUGAGUCUAACGAAAGACUCCAGCUUCAUCUCAAAGAGAGGAUGUCUGCUCUGGAGGAUAAGAAUGGCCUCAUAAGGGAACUGGACCACACCAAGAAGCUGAUCGAGGAGUCUCACCAUGAAAAGGAGCAACUCUUGAUUCAGAUUGAAACAAUGAGGGCAGAGAAUGAGCAAGGAAGGAGCAGGAGCAACUCUUUAUUACACGGACGAUCGCAGCUGGGAAGCACCCCAGACUUCAGGUACCCAGUGUCUGCUUCCUCUAUGAUGGACAGCAACUCAGACCACUAUGGUAGUGCUCUUGUUUUGAGGCGGCCCCAAAAAGGACGUGUGGCAGCACUUCGGGACGAGCCAUCCAAGGUGCAGACACUUAAUGAGCAGGAGUGGGAGCGUGUGCAGCAGGCCAAUGUGCUUGCUAAUGUGGCCCAGGCAUUUGAGAGUGACAUGGAUGCUUCUGACCUAGAAGAGGAUAGAGAGACUAUCUUCAGCUCAGUUGACCUUCUGUCCCCCGGUGGUCAGGCCGAUGCACAGACUCUAGCUCUAAUGCUACAGGAGCAGCUUGAUGCUAUCAAUAAUGAAAUUAGAAUGAUUCAAGAGGAGAAGGAAAACACAGCUAUCCGAGCUGAGGAAAUCGAGUGUAGAGUGGGCAGCAACGAGAGCCUUGGAGGACGUUUUCGCUCCAUGAGCUCCAUACCACCUUCACUCUGUGCAGGCUCUUCAAUUGGCAGCUCUCCUCCAGGUUCUGGCCACUCAACCCCAAGGCGUAUUCCUUGCAGCCCCAACAGAGAAUUAGACCGGAUGGGUGUCAUGACCCUGCCUAGUGACCUGCGCAAGCACCGCAGGAAGUCUGCCCAGGAUGACAAAGCCACUAUCCAAUGUGAGACUUCACCCCCUACCACUCCACGCUCCAUGCGACUUAAUAGGGAAGCAGGGCAUGCUGCCAGCAAUGAGGACAUAAGAGACAUCAGAGGUUUGAUUGGCUUGCAAGAUGGCCAAGGUAGUAACCCCAGCAGCAGCAACAGCAGUCAGGACUCUCUCAACAAAGCAGCCAAGAAGAAGAGCAUUAAGUCUUCUAUUGGACGCCUAUUUGGGAAGAAGGAGAAGGGCCGGCCUAGCAUUCCUGGAAAGGACUCUCCCAGCCAAGCUGGCACUCCUGAGGCAGAGAGCUCACCCAAAGAUGGCUUAGGAAUGGGGACCCUGGGAAGUCCUGCAGAAAAAAACAGAAAACUGCAGAAGAAGCAUGAACUGUUAGAUGAGGCACGCAGGCAGGGCCUGCCAUUUGCCCAAUGGGAUGGACCAACUGUUGUCGUUUGGCUUGAGCUGUGGGUGGGCAUGCCAGCUUGGUAUGUAGCUGCCUGCCGUGCUAAUGUGAAGAGUGGAGCCAUUAUGUCAGCGCUAUCUGACACCGAAAUACAGAGGGAGAUAGGCAUCAGUAACCCGUUACAUCGUCUGAAACUUCGUCUUGCUAUUCAGGAAAUUAUGUCCCUCACCAGUCCCUCUGCCCCUCCCACCUCAAGAACGACCACAGCAAACGUUUGGGUCACACAUGAAGAAAUGGAAAGUUUGGCAGCAACACCUUCUACGGAGGAAGACGAAAAUAUCUGGGCCCAGACAUUGGCGUACGGAGACAUGAAUCAUGAAUGGAUUGGCAAUGAAUGGCUGCCCAGCUUGGGUUUACCACAGUAUCGCUCAUAUUUCAUGGAGUCCCUGGUGGACGCCCGCAUGCUGGAUCAUCUUACAAAGAAAGACCUCCGAGGACAGCUGAAAAUGGUUGACAGCUUCCACAGGAACAGUUUUCAGUGUGGAGUGAUGUGUUUAAGGAGACUCAACUAUGACAGAAAGGAGCUGGAAAGAAGAAGGGAAGACUCUCAGCAAGAGUUUAAUGAUGUGCUGGUGUGGAGCAAUGAGCACGUGAUAAAUUGGGUUCAAGCAAUCGGGUUGAAAGAGUAUAGUGCAAACCUGUAUGAAAGUGGCGUCCAUGGCGCACUGCUGUCCCUAGAUGACACCUUUGAUCACAACUCCCUGGCACUUCUGCUGCAAAUUCCUACACAGAACACUCAGGCCAGAGCAACCCUUGAGCGGGAAUACAACAGUCUGCUGGCCAUCGGCACAGACAGAAGGAUGGAAGAGGAUGAUGACAAGAAUUUUCGACGUGCUCCCUCAUGGAGAAAAAAAUUCCGGCCCAAGGACAUGAGGGGGAUGUCUUUGGGUGCGUCGGAUACCCUGCCUGCCAACUUCAGGGUGACCAGCAGCAAUGCUUCAUCUCCCUCCACACAGCCAAAGAGGAGCCCAAUAGAUGGGAGUCAGUCUAUACAGAGGCUGGAUACUGCAACAGUCAGGACCUACUCUUGUUAACAUAAACCUCACACAACGUUUAUCCUCAUUAUUUCUAUAGGUAACCGCUGGUCUGAGGAUGAAGGGGAGUUCCCUGUUUUCAAGACCAGGAUGAUGAACUAAACUGAUUUUUAAGGACACUAAAAAAAAAUUCAUCACAGAUAAUGUUCAUACUCAACAAUCUCAGUAUCCCUAGAGGACACUGAGUAGAUUUUUCCACAUUUCUUAUAUGUAGACUAUGUAUACCAGUGAGACUUUUAAAAUGAUUACCAUAAUACUAUGUGAUUUUUUUUUUUUCUCUAUCCCUUUAAUCAACACGCUUUUUAAAAUUACAUUUCCCCACUGUGCUCUCAAAUGUAUGUAACAGAAUAUUUCUGGAGUUUGUAUAUUUCUACCAACAGACAUUUUCUAAUCUUUUUUUAUAAUCUUGACUGACCAGAUGUAUGUGUUUUUCCUACGUUGAUUUGAAAUAUAAUUAAUGAGUAAGUGACUUGUGAUAUAAUUUAAUUUUAUAUCGUUACGCGUUUUUAACUUGUAUUUUUGUAGCUUAUUACUGGCGAUCUUCAUGUAAAUAUAGCUCUAAAUAUAGGUCAGUGGAUGUGUGAAUAUCAGAUAAAUUACUGUAGACUGUUUCACAACCUGCUCAAAACUGUGAGUGCGCAUCACCAUUAAAAUAACUUUUGGCAAGCCAGGGGAUGUUGACAGAUAUCUUGUGAAACACAGUAUAUUUUCCACAUAUAUGUGUGUAUAUGUGAUACCAAAUGUAAAGUCUAGAAUUUAAGAACUAAAGCCAUAUAUCUGUAGCAGAAAAACACUACUUUCAAAUGAAAGCAAAAGUCCAGGUUCUCCCUUGCUGACCAUGCAUGGAGCAAGGCUCUACAACACAGGUAUACACUAUUUGUUUUGAUGGACCAAUUUCACUUCAGUUACUGCAACUACUCUCAAAGAGGUUCGGUUCACCCAAAAAACUUUUUUUAAACUUUAUAAUACGCCUUUGUUUCUUAACCCCAUACUCUCUUGUGUUCUUAUUUAUUACAUGUUUAUGUUGUCUCCUCACCAUCAUAUCUUAAUAUAAUAGCUCUAUAUUUUCUCCCUGUCGGUCUUGUCUGCUCUUACAACACAGGUUCCAAUUUAAGGAUUAAGGAACCGAAGCGUUUUCUUUAACCCGUCUGUAGUCAAAUGCUAGAUAGAAAUGAUGUCAUCAUGUAUGUAAUUUUGUCCUUAUGCACAGUGCAAGUCAUGUUGCUAUUUUGUUUCCUGUUCUUUGAAUUAUUUCAUCUUGUAACAAUGAUGUACAGUCUGAGUACUUAUAAACUAUUUUUAUCACAGUAUUUAUUGCCUAUGUUGAAUAAAAUCAUGAAACUUAAUUUCUUUUACAGAUGAAGACU